Messenger RNA from Anopheles coluzzii, 6839 nucleotides. RefSeq names its product RNA-binding protein RO60-like. Gene Ontology annotation, cellular component: ribonucleoprotein complex. Gene Ontology annotation, molecular function: RNA binding. The transcript has 5 exons. Lineage: Eukaryota; Metazoa; Arthropoda; Insecta; Diptera; Culicidae. Bases 375 to 2249 code for a protein of 624 amino acids. The record is from RefSeq and is a predicted model, not a curated record.
AAUUAGAUCUAGCGCGCUGCUUGACGUUUGACGUUUUGCCAAAUAGAACGAGCGAAAAAAGAGCGAGAGGCAGUACGCAAACAAGGCAACAACGCACGUACGGCAACGACUGCUGCAAACAUAGUUUCACGGUGAUUUCAUCCCUUUUCGUAGCACCGUAGAGUAGACGAAAACAACAUUCCCUGUAACACGCACACACUUAACGACGACAUUCGCCCAGAGGACAGCAGGUGCGGAAUCUGUGCCCGAGCUUUGCUUUCGUACCGAGGUCCCCCGCUAUACUCCGCUACCUUUUUCGACAACCAUCAGCACCACCACCACCACCGCCGACCUUCCGGAAACGUGUCCCGCUAUUCCAUCCAUUUCGAAUCGCGAUGGAUUCGGUCCUGAAACCGAUCCAACGCUUCCUGUACAUCGGCAGUGACGUGCCGUUUGUGCUGGAUCCACCACAACCGCUGGAUGUGGAGAUCGGGAAGAAGAUUCUUGGAACAGUGGUAAAACCAGCCGAAUCGGAAGCACCACCAUCAACCACCGGUGAGACAGUGCAGCAAAACUCCAACCCGAAAAAGAACAAUCCAAAGACCGUGAAGCAGGAAGGCGAAAAGGGGGUGAAAAAGGAAGAGGGAAAUAAACCCAGCACGACGAAAGAUGCAACAGCGAAUGCGGCAGAACCGGUGCCGGCCAAACCGCUGCAUCCGGUGCUUGCGUUGAUUAAGACGACGUACAAAAGCAAAACACUCCGCCGGACAGAUGAGUGUUUGUUUGCGUUGGCAUACUGUGCGCGGAACCUUCCGACACCCGAGGAACGGCAUACCGUGUACGAUCUGCUGGUGGAGCUAGUCCGCGCCUCAAACGAUCUGCUAGCGUUCGUCGCGUACUACAUCCAGCUCGCCACCCAAUCCGGUCACGCCGGGUUUGGGCAUGGCAUGCGCAGCGCCAUCACGCGCUGGUACGAUCGGUUCUCGCCGACCGAGCUGGCGGAAGUGCUCGUACGCAGCACCGCGUACGCUGGCUGGACGCACAAGGAUCUGAUUGCGAAGGUGCAUCCGAAGCUGCAGUGCGCCGACAAGCAGACGCUCAUUGAUGCGGCCACCAAGCGGACGAGCCAGCUGCAGCAGAAGAAAGCACCCGAGAAGAAGGGCAAGAAGAAGAAGCAGAAAGGGAAAGCCGCUGCCCCACUGCAGCAACAGCAGCAGCCUCCGGCGGCAAACACUUCGAAAGCGUUCAAGCGCUACCAAGUGCUGCUGCAGUUUAAAUCGGUUAUGACCGUUGGGAAGGCGCUGGAGCUGAUCAAGCUUCAUGGCGGAAAGGGGCGGCUGGAACUGCUUCCGAAACACCUGCGCCGUUCGGCCAAGAUAUGGGAGGCCCUGUACGCCAAUCUGAGCUAUCGCGAGCUGCUGCACGCGGUGCUGCCAUUGCAAGACUUCCGGCUGCUGAAGGAAGGUGAGCCUAACGCGAAAGCGUACGCCGACUCGCUUACCAAGCGGCUCGAUGCGCUGGAAGGGGAACACAUCCACCCCAUCGAGGUGCAGACGGUGGCCAUACUGUACGCAAAAGGGCGACGCUACGCGACGCAUGUCAAGGAAGCGUUCCACGCGUUGCACCAGACGGAAAUGUGCCCACCGGUGAAGGACAUCCUGCUGGGGCUAAAUGACGCUUUCGAGCAUUCGUUUGAUCACCAUCCCAAGACGGGUGUGCGUUACUACAUCGCACUCGAUCUGCGUUGCGUCCACGACAAAAAGCAAAUAUUUCGCAACGAGGCCGUGACCUGCUUCCAGGCUAGCGUAAUGCUAGCAUUCUGCAUCUUCAAGCGGGAAAAGGCCGUCACCGUGGUGGCGUUUACCGACGAGGAGCAAACCCUCGCCCCGGUUGCGUUUGAACCGACCAUGACAUGGGACGACGCGCUCAAGCAUUGCGUUGGCUUGAUGUUGCCCAAAACGAAGGUAUCGCUGGCCGCUCCGAUCAAGCACGCCGAUGCGCAAAAGGUAAAGGUGGACAUGUUCAUCACCAUCACCGAUUCGCUGAUUCGUGUAAAUCCAACCCGGCGUCCUCCGGUGGCCGAGAUGGCGGAAUAUCGCAAGAAGACAAAGUUGCCACUGAGCAGAUAUCUGGCAAUUUCACUCAGCCAUCAUAAGCCGUCGCUGGAGUUUUCCCCCGACAAUGAUACGGGUGGAAUCUUGGAAAUGGUUGGUCACAGUGCUGGCAAUGCCAAACUGAUCGAGGCAUUUGCCAAAAACCAAUUCUUCUAGGAUGGCGCGAGCAACGGAAUGGAUAUGUUCCAUUUCACGGCAAAACAUGCUCGUGUAUGGUCGUCGAUAUCGUACAGGAAGAGCCUUAAGCGCCACUUGUACUAUAUUUACUAUAUUUAAGUGUUAUUGAGAAACUCAAUAAUUCUGAAUUUCUAUUGGUUUAAUUUUACGUUAUUCGGUUAUUAAAUUUCGGUUAAUGUCUAAGUUCAAAUGCUCCUUUUAAUACUUUUUUCUUCUCAAUCUUCGGUACGCGAAGAAUCUUUAUCUGUUGAUCUGUUUAUUUGGUUUUGAAAUCUUCAUCGUCCAAGAUUAUAUUGAGUUGAAUUGGGUUAAUGUUUUACCGUCAUUAUGUGCGAUCUGUGUCAUUCAAAUGGCAAAUCUUUGGAAUUGGCCUUAAAACAUAAAUUAGGUAUUAGUUGUAUUUCUUUUAUGAAGUAUAUAUUCGUUGAAAUCUGAGUCCAACUGGAUCAUGUUCGCAAAAAAAAAUACACGGUCUAUCUUCCUAUUUACAUUUAUUAGAGUUGAAUUGAAUAAUUCAGAUAUUAUUGUUAAAAUCUGCAUAAUUUCCUAUAUUUUUCUUCGAAUUGAAUUGAAUUAUGAGUUACUUUUGAUUGUUUUCGUAGAAUUGUUCACCAACAAUCUACACAUCCCGAUGUUCUGGUGGCUAUGUUUACUCUGCGUACAAUAUUUUUGAAUAAUUUCCAUUUUCAUGAAACUGUUUACCUAGUCAGUUAUUGAACUAUGUCUAAUAAGGACAUGCUAUUAAAGAACUAUCCAUAUCGUCACAUUACACGAGGCCGGUUGGUACCGCCAGUCUACACAAAUAGAACAAAAGAUUGAGUGAGUUUAUCCAUAGACACAUAUGUUAAUGGGUCAAAGGUGUGCAUCGGUCGAAAGCGUUUAUUUAUGUUUCGAACAAAGUUUAUUUGCUUUCAACUGCUUACUCUUAUUAAGCUCCUCUUAAAUCACCUAUGCGUAUGUUGUGUGUAUUAAUGGUGAUAGAAUAGUAUUCAACGUUCUCUCAUUAUGUGUAGGACGUGUGAGGUGUGUUAGCUGUUAGAAUGUAAGACAAUAGGUUUGUCUGUUGAAUGCGUCGCUAUCACGUAUAUGAGCAUCCCGUUUAAACAAUCUUAACCUGUGCAUACAUCACCAAAACCCUGCACAAACCUCCGCUGAACACCUUUCCUUUUGUCGUGUUUAUUAUUCAUUCACUAAUUAUGUGUUAGUUCCUCUACUGAUCGGCUAGUUAGAUGUAAGGGAAAAUUAGAAAGUAACGACUUAAAAUAAUCCAAAAAACAAACACAAAUCACAAGUGGUAAUGGUUUUGUAUCGUGAGAGCGAACAUAUGGAAUGAAAUUCUAAGCAAAAUACCCAACCUUGCAAAACGAAUUCAAUCAAAUUAUACAAUAAUUGAUAAUAUGCUGUGAUCCACAAGAAUGGUAAAAAUUUACCGACCAUUUUUCCCACGUAAACUGUUCUAUAUUACGUAUUCUUCACUGUUAAAGUAUGUUUUUGCUAGAAUUGACAUGUUUCAUUCUUUUUUUUACAUUUAUGUAAUAGUUACAAUUUUUAAAUUUUUCUUCAAACAAUAACGCAACUCUUAUAAUAAUCCAAUGUUCUAAUAGAAUUAAGAUCGUAAUAAUUGAAUGAAAACCCCUUGAAUUUGUGAGAUUAUUGGCGCAUUCAUGUAGGAUAUCAUAAGGUUUUUUUGUAUGUAGAUGCAACAUGCAAAUAGAACAUAAAUCCGAGGUCUAAAACAAACCAAACUGGGCUACAGUUUACGAUAAAAAAAACGAUAAAAAGUGCUUCUUAAAUAAUGUUUUAGAGCCGAAUCUCAAAACAACAGAUUGAAAAAUAUCAACCCAUGUACUAUGUACUAUUCCGUUCAGCCGUUAAACGAUAUCCAAAUCAAAGGAGAUGAAAAAACGGCACACAUGCAGCAGUGUAGUGAUGAAUUUUGUUCAAUUGAGUACAACAUAAACGUACAUUAAUGAAAACGAAACAUGGCACGAAAAAUAACGAAAGCAUCAUAAUUUGGAAGAAGGAAACAAAUAAGUCAAUCGCACUUCACAAACUGCCGCUGCAAAGACGCUUUCUAUGGUUGAUACUAAUUUUGUUAAACGAAAACAAUCAAAUCAAACGAAACACUACCGGAGGAAAUGGUUGAAAGGGCGUGUAUUGUUAUGUUUUACAUUUUUAUCGUAUUAAUGGCCAGUGAAACACGUUGAAAUCGUUCACACACACCCAAUACUACAAGAGAAAGCGACUUAAUCAUAAUCAUAGUGAUACAAAAAAAAAUAACAAUGGUAAAACCAAUCAUCAUCUGCCAAGUACGGUGUAGGGUUGGGCCGAGCGGACCGGAAGUAUAGCGACAAGUAUUGUUUUAUUAGUAUUUGUAGAGCAACAAAACAAGCGCAACAAAAAAGUUGAUAAAAAGCGUUCAAUGCGAGAAUGUGAGAUAGUAUCAAAUAGACCGGCAACACAGGCUAUUCGUUACAAUAAUGCCGUUUGUUUGUUCUGUUUCGAACAAAGCCACGCAACAAAAGAAGACUGUUUAAGCGUUUAAAGUAAAACCAAAGGAUGUAAAUUUUCGUUUGUUCGUGUACAAUAUUUGGUGAUGUAAAAUGUACCCCUCUGGCAGCUCGUUUUACACCAUUUCCGUUGCACCGGAUGCACAAAUUUGCAGCGAACGAAAAUUACACAACACUAAAAGACGGGUAUACCUUGAUGAUAACUAUGUAAAUUAGAACUGUACAGCAGGCACGAAUUUAAACGUAAGAGCAACAUUUUAUUAUUCGUACUCCGUGAGCUAUAUGCUGGCCGCUCGCCCACUCUUAGACCCUAUCCGUCGCGCGCGCUCUGUCUCUCUAUUUCUCUGUACCCUGUAUGAAUGUGAUAAAACGCAACUACAAAAAAAAAGAUAGCCAACUAAAACGGUUCCGAGCUCCAAAAACGGACUUAAAAAGGAAAAUCCGAUACAACAUUUAGCAAAAAAAAAAGAAGGAGAAAGUGGAAAAGGAGAAAGUAACCAGCAAAUGUUAAAUUACCUUUUGCAUUCGAAAACUAAAUAGAACAAUAAUUAAUUGCGAAAUCCAAAUCGAAGGAUUUAGGCAUGGUGAUAUUUUUGAAGCAGCAUCAAACAAAUUCUAAAUGAAAGCAAAAUAGCCUAUCCAUGAUCGCGUUAUGCUUUGAUUUAUCAGCGAAGGAAAGAGAUUACUAUUCGCCCCCCGCGGUUACGCCGAGAACAGAAAUCAAUACAGAUAAAUAUCGUUUUUUCGAGCAUAUUCGAUUUCUCUCCACUCACUGCACACGAAAGUAUUUAAAUAUAGGCAUGCCUAUCAUAUGGUAAAACCAGACAACCUGAAAACGCUUAAACCUUUAUUGUAGUGACAUAGGAAGUGGAAGCAACCCCGUUAUGAAAUCCCUAAAACAUACUUGUUUUAUUGUUGCUCUGUGGAAAUGAGUUUUUUGUUUUGAUAUUACAUAUUUUAAGUGAUAAUUCAAGCGACCUUUUCGAAGCGAAGAACACACACACACACUAUCCAGCUACGACUGUACAAUUAUAUGCAGGUAUGAUUUGCCAGGCGUCACCUGUUCAUAAAAGCUCAUCACGUUGGAAGAAGACUGAAAUUUGGUCAAAAAUGUUCAUAUACCCAGCACCACAUACACGUCACAAAGGACUCCGCGUCUAUCACAAAACAAAUCGGGAUGAGCGAUGAAUAGGAAUGUAAGAAUCUUAUGAAACAGUGAACAGCUCUAAAAACUGACCAAUUCAAACACACAAACCAUAAUAGAAACAAGGGAGGAAAAUUAAACCGAAAAUCGAAUCGAUGAUUUCUCCAUGUUUGAAUGAUUAAUUUUCUUUUGUUUAGAGUUAAUUUGGCACAUUGAAGAUUUAGAUGGUUAGUAAAAUGAAGCUGAAAAUAAUAUUUAAAUGUAAUGUUUACUUUAAGCGUUUAAGUGCUUCUAUUUCUUCGCGCUCUCUCUCUCUCUCAAACCGCUCCCUGCGAGGCGUAUACUGAUUUGAUCCUUUUGCGUAUACCAUUCACAAGGACAUUCACACGCACGAGGCUGCAAAAGUAUGUGCUUUAUGUGGAUGGAAGAAGCAAAUUUGCUAAUUUUGCUCCACCGCGUUAUAUGAAUCUUUAAUUUUUACAGUAGCCUUAAACCAAGAAUCGAAUCAUUUUGAUAGCUUACUCUCUGCUACAAACUACUAUUGGCUAGCAAUAUCUAGGCAAAUAAAAUUAACCCUGCGCACCCGAAACACGUGCGAAAGGAUAAUGAAGCAACACAAAAUGCCAUAACCUCUCGAGAUAGUUAAUAUUUUUGAAGCGAUGAAAGUAUGUCAGAACUAACAAAAAGAAAAAAUGAACUGAAAUCGUUAAGAAAAUUAAACAAAGGCAAACCAACAAAAAAAAAAAAACAAACAAACUAAAAGAAAACCAGUCAAACAGACCACCAAAAAUGGAGGAAAAGAAAAAAAACAAUGUUAUUUUUGUACGAAAACCAGUUUACGAUAAACGAACAAAAAACAAUAAUAAAAAAACAACAACAUUGGGCUUUAUACAAAUUCAAACCCUCAAAAGCAAA